This is a messenger RNA of Monodelphis domestica (gray short-tailed opossum), 3467 nucleotides long. It is a transcript of the gene ZDHHC2, whose product is annotated as zDHHC palmitoyltransferase 2. The record is from RefSeq and is a predicted model, not a curated record. Gene Ontology annotation, molecular function: palmitoyltransferase activity. Lineage: Eukaryota; Metazoa; Chordata; Mammalia; Didelphimorphia; Didelphidae.
GCCCAGACCCCAUGGGAAUUGGUGGGGGCGCGGAGGUGGGAGCGGCCCCAGGGUUUUUUUCCGGGAGCAGCCCGGACUCCUGAGGCCCCUCCUCCUCCCCCCGUCCCCCUCCUUCUCGGGCGGAGGCGGGGCAGCUGUGGCCGUGGCCGUGGGCGUGCGCGCAGAGGAGGGAGGAGGCGGUGGCGGCUGCCGGGCCGGGCCGGGCCGGGGCAGGGGGUGCAGCGAUGGCGUCCGCCGGCCAGGGCCAGGGCCUCGAGCGGGGAUCGGGGCCCGAACGGGGGUCCGGUCGUGGCCGAGGGCGGCCCCGGAACCGAGUCCGGCGCUGGCGGCGAAUACUGUACUGGAUCCCCGUGCUCUUCAUCGGCCUCCUGCUCGGCUGGUCCUACUACGCCUACGCUGGACAGCUCUGCGUGGUGUCAAUGGAAAAUAUCGGAGAACAAGUUGUGUGCCUAACAGUGUAUCACUUCCUCUUUGCGAUGUUUAUCUGGUCUUACUGGAAAACCAUCUUCACGUUGCCAAUGAAUCCUUCAAAAGAAUUCCAUCUGUCCUACGCAGAGAAGGAGCUCCUGGAACGAGAGCCUCGAGGAGAGACUCAUCAGGAAAUUCUUAAGCGAGCAGCCAAAGAUCUUCCCAUCUACACAAGAACCAUGUCUGGAGCAAUUCGAUACUGUGACCGAUGCCAGCUCAUAAAGCCAGACCGAUGCCAUCACUGUUCCGUCUGUGAUAAAUGUAUUUUGAAAAUGGACCACCACUGCCCUUGGGUGAACAAUUGUGUUGGAUUCUCAAAUUACAAAUUUUUCCUCCUUUUCUUGGCUUAUUCCCUCCUCUACUGCCUGUUUAUCGCCGCAACGGAUUUACAGUAUUUUAUCAAGUUUUGGACAAAUGGCCUUCCUGAUACCCAAGCCAAGUUCCACAUCAUGUUCUUAUUCUUUGCGGCCGCCAUGUUCUCUGUCAGUUUGUCUUCACUUUUUGGCUACCACUGUUGGCUGGUUAGCAAAAACAAGUCUACCUUAGAGGCUUUCAGAAGUCCUGUCUUUCGCCAUGGAACAGACAAGAAUGGCUUCAGCCUGGGGUUCAGAAAAAACCUGUGCCAAGUAUUUGGAGAUGAAAAAAAGUAUUGGCUGUUGCCUGUGUUUUCCAGCCUUGGUGAUGGAUGCUCCUUCCCCACUUGCCUCGUGAACCAGGACCUCGAGCAGCCCUCUGCUCCAGCUGGACUGACCCCAGCCGUCAAAAACCUCGAAGCCCACCAGUUUCCUUCAAAACCAUUAAGGGAAUCCCAGAGCCACCUUCUUACUGACUCUCAGUCUUGGACAGACAGCAGCACAAACUCAGACAAGGGAAAAAUAGGAAUGAGCAAUCCUGGGCUGACCAUAGAAAAUGAAACCUAGAGGAGCUGAAGCUCACAAGGUCUGAGGUCAUGGAGCUGUGAUCACCAGAGAAGACCCUUCAGUGAGGAAGGACAUCCCAUGAUUGGCCCGUUGAUUCCAUUUACUCCUUGCGUAGACCUGCUCAGACAACAGAGCAGAGACGAUUCCUUCUCUGUGUCAUUGCUUGAACAUAACAGAAAUUGCAGAAAUUUUUGUAAAAUGUAAAGAAUGUUUCCACUAACACAAAACCCUGCUGAAUGCUAAGAGGUCAGUGGCAGGCUAUGAGCUGGGAGGACGGGGAAGCUUUCCUCCCUUCCUUGGGCAUCUUGGAGGACAGAAUUCACUCCUGAGUGACCUUUACCACCAGGGAUCCAGAUAGCACAAGUUAUUAUCUAAAUAGGUAAUUCGGUCAGCUGACUUUCAAGUCUAAAACCCUUUCAUGCCGGGCCAUCCCUCGAAGUCAGACUCUCCCACCAAAUCCGUCUUUAGGGAAGCAGAAAUUUGAGAGUUUGGGCUCCAGUGCUGGCUGGCUGCCUCUUGUUCCCGGGGUGACCCUGACCGGGUUUCUAAGCCUCUCUUUCCUCCUCUAUAAAAUGAGGCCCCUGAAGUCCGUCCCAGUGUCCCAACCAGUCCUGUCAUUCUCUGACCGAUGGCUACGUGAGGAGGUAGAAGGAAGAGAUCAGACCCAGCUGGGGGGAUCCUUGAGGAUGCAAGAAGAGCAGUGAAAUCAAAUCUUGCUCAGUGGUCAUCUCCAUCCUGUGCUCCAAAGGGCAUGUCUGAAGGGGAAGAUCUGAGACUGUACGGGGACCGGAGUCAACAGAAGACUAGUCCUCGUGCCGCGUUCUUUGUCACAUUGGCAGGAGAAUUCCUUUCCCCAAUUUCAGGCUUCCUAGAAUUGACAAAAACAGCAAGAUGAGGUCACCAACUUCAAGAAGGCCAAGUGGAAGCGGUUCCAACCGGCUUCUGAAUCUGUCUCUAACCUGUUUCUCCGGGUCGUACCCAAUCUAGGGAAAUGGUUGCACUUCGGUCAGAAUCUCUGCUAGGCCGAUGGUGUUGACACCCUCUUGCGGCUUAGCAAAAUCCUCAAGCAUGUUUUACGAUGGGGUUGUGCAGAGCCCACGGAAAACUCUGCUUCGAGUCUGAGGUUGGGCUCAAAAUAAACUGAAGGGGUAUUUUUAAUGAGGUCAUGCUGAAAUGUUGUGUCCUGCCCCCACUGAGAAACCCUCGUGCCUUUGUACGCACUGACGAUAGCCAGAAUAUUAAUUCGCGUGUUCUAUUUUGAGGGGUGAGCCCAUGAGUUUUAUAUAAGCAUUAGGAUUUUACACUGUUUAUUGCACUGAUCCCAGAGUGUAGUGCUUAGUGCCUGUUCACAGGACUGGAGUCCGGUUAUCGAGGAAAGGAUGACGGUGCUGCAGUUCUCGCCGUGUUUGCUUAGGCAAAGACACAAUGCCAUGCAUAGAAAACCAGGCAGGGCCCAGGGAACACCAUCUCCACCCAAGGGCCCCUCGUGGCUGUAUUCCUUCAGAAUGAGAGCCUGGUUCUUAAUUCAAACGGGGUGAGUUUAGAGAAGACGGCCGAAACCUUCUUUCCUGCCAAAGCCCACUGGUGCAGCAUUGCCGUGAGGUUUCCAGGGGGAAUUCUGGCAGGAGGGAUGGGGCCGCUUUCUUUUUCCUUUUGAGAAAUGACAAUGAUCUUGACCUGGCGUCCCUGGGUUUCCUUUGCGAAAUCUUUUCUUGGCGCGUGUUACAUCUUCAUUUUGAUUUUGGUGUAAAGGGUUUUGGUUCUGGUUUUUUACAAGGAAUCACGGUCAUAACUUGAGAUUUCACCCAUUAGGCGCCGGCUGUCUAUGACGGGAACAGAGUUCCGUGAGGGCCUCAUGGGGGUGAGCGUGACGGGUUGAGAAUGCUGUAUUUUAAAGGCCACAAUGGCGGCGCCUGUUUGUACAGGCGGUCCCUAGGUGGCAAUUUUUGGAAGACGAGGGUACUUGUCAAAGGGGAUGACCUCUUUCUCCCCAUCCAACCUGUUUGCUGUCCUGUCUGGUUUCCCACUUAAGUGUUUUGCAUAACUGCUCAUUAUUAAAAGGAGACUUGAUCAAGUUGA